AUGGAAGAAAAGACAGAACAAAAAUCAAAUGGAAUAAAUGAUUCAUUUACACCAUUAAAAAUAUUAAAUACAAAAAAUUUAUCAACAACAAAUAAUGCAAAUGAUGAUAUUGACGAUGAAAUAGAUGAUCAUUCAAAUGAAAUAGCUGAAUUAAAUAGUCGAAUUAAAAAUGAUUUUAUAUCAUAUUGUUUAUCAUUUUUACAAGAAGAUGAAGAAGCUCGCGAAUGUGUUCAAGUUGUAUGGAACAAAUAUUUACAAUGUGUUGGUGAUGUUGCUAUGAUAUCUGCAUUUUUUGAUACGCUACCAUUUAAUAUUAAAGCAUCUGUAUUACAAAAAUAUCAAAAUGAAAUCAUUGAAUGGUGUCGAAAUUUAUUUCAUAUUAAUUGUGAUACAUUACUUUAUUCAUCAUUUUAUUCUGAAACAUUUCUACGCAUAAUACGUUAUGCACUUAAACAAAUAAAUAAUGAUAAUAGUUUAUUAUUAAAAAAAGCUAUUAUCUAUGUAUCAACUGAUUUUGAUAUUAAUGUAAAAAAUGAUUUAUUAUCUUCAAUAUCAAAUAUUAAAUUUGAACAUAUACAAAAUGAUAUGACACAUGAAGAUAUGAUUGAUAUUAAUCAACUUGAAGAAUUAAUAAAACGUGAUUUAAAUGAUAUUAAUUCGUAUCCAUUUAUGGUCAUUGCAAGUGCAGGUACUAAUCUAUUGGGUCAUUGUGAUGAAUUAACAAAAAUAAAACAACUUUGUAAUCAAUAUAAUCUUUGGCUUCAUGGUAUAGGUGAUUUAUUAGGUUCAUUAGCAUUGUUAUCAACAAUAAAAGAAAAUGUUAAUAUUUGUUGUGAUAGUUUAACAAUUGAUAUUGUUAAAUUAUUAGGUAUUCAAAAUUUACCUUAUCUAACAUUUUUUUUUCGACCAACACUCGACAUAAAACAAGAUAAACCAACAGAAUCUAAUACUAUACAAGAUGAACGAUUAAAUAAUGAUAACGUAUUACCAAAAUCAACAACAACUACAAAUAUAUCAUCAUCAUCGACAACAACAACAACAAAUAAUAAUUAUAAUAAUACAUUAAUAUCUCAUUCAUUUGAUGAUAUUAUUUUACAUAGUCCAUCAAUUAGUUUUUUAAGUAUAUGGUCUAUUAGUCAACGAUGUUCAAAAACUCAUGUUCUUUAUCAUAUGAAACAUUCAUCAGAUUUAACAAAUUUAUUAGUAAAAAAUUUAAAACAUAUUAAAACAUUAAAACUACUUAUUGAUAUUGAUGAUGAUAAUCAAAAAAUUUUAACUUAUAAACGAAUUUGUUCAGGUGAUGCACCGGAUGAUCCAUUACCAAAAACUGUGGUUCUUUUUCGUUUUGAAACUAGUGAUGUACCAGAAAUUGACAAUUUGGAUGAUUUAUAUAAUUAUAUUGAACUUCUUAAUCUUUGGUUAUUUGAUAAACUUUCUCAACAAUAUCCAAAAAUGAAUUUAGAAUUACUUAAAGGUAUUCAUUUUCAAAUGUUAAAAUCUGAUGAUAAUAAUUCAAAUCGAACACCAGCUCAUGCUAUUCGAUUUGCUCCAUUAGAACAUUUACUUGAUGUUAUUGAUGAAACUGAAAUACAAAGUUUUAGUGAGGAUAUACAACGUUACAGUGAUAUUCUUGUUGCAACAAUGACUGCACGUGCACGUCUUUCAUCAACUGUAAGUGGAUAUGAAAAUCUUGUUUCUAUUUCAAUGCCUAAUUGGGCUGGUAUUGGAGCUGUUCGUUAUAUACCAAGUCAUAUUAAUAUAAAUGAACAAUCUGAUAUAUCAUCAUAUGAUAUAAAUACAAUUCAAGCUGAAUUAGCAAGAAAAUUACAAGCAAAUGAUUCAGCAUUUUCAUUAGGUGGUGGAAUAAAUGAACAUGAUUCAAUGUUUUAUUUACGUUUAGGAAUGAUUAGAAAAUGUGAUGAUCUUGAUGUAUUAUUACAAAAAAUAGCUGAUUUUGGUAAAGAUACAGAAACAGCAUUAAAAUAUGUUGAAGAUAUGGCUGAAAAAAUCAAAGUAGGUAUAGAAAAAGUUCAAAAAGAUUUAAAAAAUGAAAAUCAACAAAUACUUGCACAAGAAGGUCUAUUAAGACAAUUACCAGUUAUUUCAAGUAUCAUGUCAUGGUGGAGUCCAUCUCCAACAGCAUCAUCAUUAACUAUGAAAGGUCGAUCAUUUGACUUAAAUUCCGGUCUUAUUGAAUCUACUGAAGAUACAUAUGCUUAUCGUAUGCAAAUUAAUAAACAAUCUCCUCAUGCACUUACACAUAAUGACGGUGAAACAGUUGAACUUUCAACAAAUACUGAUAUUGCAACAAAUUCUAUUGAUAGCAUCCCUGAAGAAGAACAACAACAAAACAAAUAA
Rotaria sp. Silwood2 is the source of this 2358-nucleotide messenger RNA. The record is from the annotation of a GenBank genome assembly. NCBI's taxonomy places the organism in Eukaryota, Metazoa, Rotifera, Eurotatoria, Philodinida, Philodinidae.